UGCGAAUCUGAUCUGAAACGUAUCCACUCGUUGCUGUAAACCGAUUCAUCAGUUACUGUUCAUCAUUGCCGUUGAACGGUUGGGGUUUUUCGUUCAUUCAUUCAGUGUUCGCUCUAUGCUAACAAAUAUUGGAUCCACCGAAUUGAGCGGCGUGUCUGUCUCGAACUCAACGUUGGUCGUAGUGCAGACUGCAGACACAUUAUUUUAGAUUCAUUCGCUUGCCAAAGCGGUCGGGUCGGCACAAACAAUUUCGUUCAUCCUGGCCGCGAAUGUGUUGGUUUUGUAGCUAUACGACCAAAGUGUCGACCAAAAAACCGUAAAAGUGAUUGCUCGUAUACGUCCUCCGUGUUCUAGUUUCAAUCGAGGACGACUACAUCGUGACUGCAUUGUUGUUGUUGUGCGUAACUAAAAACCAGAAAAGUGUUGCAUUUUUUUUCGCCCGGCGCAGUGAGCCCGACUGUGAACUCUUACUUUCUCCCACCCUUUUGGACGCCCACCGUCGUCGCCAUUCACCACCACCGUCAUCCACCCACUCCAGUGCUGUGCUGCUGUCAGACGGCUCCCUGUUUGGAGGGUUUUCUCAUGGAAAAGUGCGUACUGUCGUGUCGGCUUCGGAUAAAGUUAUUUUGACGUCUAUGUGGUUUCAGUUUAUCGAUGUAAUUGAACACUUUCGCCCAGGUAAAUUACGUGAUUAUUGAGCAGUUUAUUCAAGUGCAAAUACAUGUACCGAAGAAGCUCAAGUAAGUUACAGUGAUACAGAGAAAAGGGUCCAUCGACAGAAACUGGUCAGUGGUUGGAGGAUCCGGUUUUGGAGUGUUGUGGAACUAAAAGGCUGAUAGUGAAAUAACAACAGAACUAAGCGUAAAGGAAUCUGCUACCCAGUAAGCCAUCACUCAAUGGAAACAUCAACCCAUCCAUCUGGCGGAUAGUAGGGACAGAGUGAUAUCUAUCACAGGAUUAUCGUUCUCCCAAUCGACAUACGCACGAGCCAAUCCAACGAGCCCUGAUUCGAUCAAACAUUCGGUUCCGGUGGUGGAAAUAUAGAAAUGGCCCGGCACAUUGUGGCGGUGUGUGUUGUAUGUUUGCUGUGUGCCGAUCAUCUACCCUGCAAACAGCACGAUGACGAACAACUGGGGGGACGGUUAUCAUCCGUGGUCGGUGCAAACACAGUCUACCGCAGAGAACUGGACUUCCGGCUGUUAGACGGGGCGCGGUUCGUUCACGAGAAAGCUCGCGUUGUUAAGCGCCAUGCACACGGACACGAUCAUCACCACCACGGCCACGAUCACGUUCACGGUGAGGACGAUGAGGAUGACGAUAGUCUGUAUAAUCGAGCGGUGAAAGAGAAGCUGGACAGUUUCAUGCAGAAAAUUUUCCUCGAGUUUGGAGAUCCUCAGUCGAUGACGAUGGACGUGAAAGGAUUCGAGAGUAUGAUGAAACGAUUAAACAUGUAUCGACUGGUGACGGAAGAGGCAGCUAGCAGUUUACCCUUAUCACGAGUGGAGACAAAUCACGCCGAUGGAGAUGAAGGAGCGUGUAUCAACAGUGUCGAUUUCCUGCGGCAAGUCAAGAAUCCCAAAUCACAAACGACUAAUAUCUCCCGAACAACAUACGACAGUAUAGCGGGCGAGAGUAGCAGCAGUGGCAGUAGUAAAACCACCAGCAGCAAUAGCAGUAGUAGCUCUAACUCUAGUGAUAAAAUGGCCAAUAAGACUAAUCUAACCAGCACCAACAAAAACAAUAACAAUAACAACAACAAUAGCAGCAGUAGCAAUAGUAGUAUCAUGAGCGAACUGGAUCGAUUGAAGGCAUCUAUUCGGUUGGAUCGAGACGAUCUGUUCAAUAUUUGUCCAAUUCUGCUCGCCCAGCUCUCGUCAAAGACCUCCCGAGAGCGGGCCGGAUGCAUCGAUCCCAGUAGUGUCCCUCAGUGGGGAAAUCUGGUUGGAGGAUCGUCAAUUUCUUCCGUCCACCAUCAGGGGGAACACGGGCAUGGCGAAGAUUCGAUAGAACUAUCCGUAUGGAUCUAUUCCACGCUAGCGAUACUAGGUGUGAGUUUGUGUGGUUUACUGGGUGUAGCUGUGAUACCUUGCAUGGAUAAACAUUUCUAUCAUCAUGUUCUGCAGUUUUUGGUGGCACUUGCCAUUGGUACACUGUGCGGAGAUGCCCUCUUGCAUUUACUACCGCAUGCGAUGAUGGCCCAAACAACGAUCGGUAACUCUCACGACGAUAUGAUGUACAAAGGGUUGGCAGCUGUUGCGGGGAUAGUAUUUUUCUACUUCAUGGAACGUUUCCUAACUGUCGUGGCCGAGUGGUACAAACACGAGGAGAAGAGCACUAAACCCUCGUCAAGAGUUCGAGUAAUACGCGACCCCGAUUCUGCUUCGCUGCAUAAUGUCCCAGGCGGGGAGAAACAGUGCAAGCAUAAGUAUAGUUCCUACCCCUAUUGUUAUGAUGAAAUCGCAAUGGAUACUAAAGAUGACCACCACGAGCACAUUCAUGUGUCGAAUCAUCACAAUAACCACAACAGCGCUUCAGCUAAGUGUGCAAACCACGGAGAGCACGGAGAUCACACCGGCGAGUACGUAUCACUUCAUCAAAGCAACGGCAAGGAGGAUGCCGUCAAUCAAGAUAACAAUACAGUUUCCACAAACCUAGAUGAUGGAUCCAUCGAGAGCGAACAAGGGAACCACAAAGCUAAGCUGCGACCGGAAAAUUACACCAUUAUUUUGCGCGAACAUGAAACCAAACACCACGGACACUCGCACGCUCACGGUCACGUGCACUCGCCGCCAGAAUCACUAUCAGCGGUAGCCUGGAUGGUUAUCAUGGGUGAUGGUUUGCAUAAUUUCACCGACGGAAUGACGAUAGGUGCUGCGUUCGCAAACAAUAUUGCCGGUGGGUUUUCCACCGCUAUUGCGGUGUUUUGCCACGAGCUGCCCCAUGAGCUGGGCGAUUUUGCCGUUCUGUUGAAGGCGGGAAUGUCCGCUCGGGAUGCCGUGUACUACAAUCUGCUGUCGUCGAUUCUGAGUUUUAUCGGAAUGUUGCUCGGGAUUUUUGUCGGCCAUCAACCGGAGGCUUCGGCGUGGAUAUUUUCAGUGGCGGCAGGGCUGUUCCUGUACAUUGCACUGGUGGAUAUGAUCCCAGAGCUGACGUCCUCCCAUGGGGCAGAGGAACGCUGUAAAACGUACGAGUUCCUGCUGCAGUUCCUCGGCAUGACCGCCGGCUUUGGCAUUAUGCUACUGAUUGCCACCUACGAACAUGAUCUCAAAGAACUUUUUGUCGACUAGAAUGGCGCUGGUUCUCUGAUCUGGCCCAACACCACCACUGCAUAAUAUUAUUACUGUCCCGGAAUACAUGGGGAAUGAACCCAGAGUGCACGCGAUGACGAGUGAGGUUGAUACUUUUCUCAACUUGGAUGCGUGGUUGAGCUGUUGUAGCUGUUUGGACUGCUGCAGGUAAGACUUACUAUAAUGUUGCAACGGAUGCAAGCCGAUGUCUAAGCUGUCGAUAAGAAUGAUUAUGCUAUGUAUGAAAUAAGCACAUUCAUCAUUCAUUAUCCAAUUAACGUUUAAGCAAAAUGUUCGAGAUAUUGUGAAUAUUUCAUUGUAGGGACACCUGAUUAUUCGUAAAGAUUACCAUAGGGCGGCUUUUCUGUUUAUAAAAUUUCAUCGAAUUUAGUUCAUCGCGAGUGAGAAACAAAUUUCUUUACAAACCAAAAAGUGUUAUUUUAAAUUGUAAAAAAAAAUAGUUUGGCAUAUUUUUUCUGACAUGUUCUUUCGUUUAUGUAAACCGUUCACUUCUACCGGUCGUAAUUAUUAGGUAGCAAAUUAGCGCUCCAGAGAGCUAUUUACAUAAGAUAUCCCAGCGCAGGCCCACAAAACUCCACCUUUCGCUAGAAGUUUUUACUUAGCAGGUCACAUUGCUUAAACUCCACCUCGCAGCAUAGAUUCUGAGAUCCCAUAUGUUUCUUUUUCCCUUGAAAAAGCUAACAAACUAAACUUACAAAGAAAGCAAAUAAUGCAUUUAACACAGGAUCUAAGAGUAGAAGGACCAAUCCUACAAAAGAAAAAGGUGUUUUUUAAUUAUCCUAGUUUUUACCUUGGUUCGCUUUUGCACACCUUCUUUAGUUUCUUAGCUUUAAGUAGGAUUAACCAAUUUUAGUAACCUUUUUUUUUUCUUAAAAUUAUAAUGCUUAAUUUAAGUAUUAGAUAAAAGCGCUCGGUUUUGAUGCGUUCGUUUAAAAUAAUCCUUAGUUGCAAGCGGAAAAGAGAAACAUUAGUGAAUCUAUGAAACGAUCAAUAAAAUCUUUAGAUUCAAAUAAAAA
Messenger RNA from Topomyia yanbarensis, 4324 nucleotides. RefSeq names its product zinc transporter foi (gene foi). The record is from RefSeq and is a predicted model, not a curated record. NCBI's taxonomy places the organism in Eukaryota, Metazoa, Arthropoda, Insecta, Diptera, Culicidae. Bases 1047 to 3287 code for a protein of 746 amino acids. Gene Ontology annotation, molecular function: zinc ion transmembrane transporter activity. Gene Ontology annotation, cellular component: membrane. Gene Ontology annotation, biological process: zinc ion import across plasma membrane; intracellular zinc ion homeostasis. The transcript has 4 exons.